CACGAACACUCAUCCCCUUACUGUGAACUAUUUACAUAAUGUCCACUCGAAUUCAGCCGCAAACUAUUCGCACUGUGGGCAAACUAUUCGCGAAUGCUACUAUUAAAGACGUCGAAACGCCCAUUUAUCCACCCAAGCGAUCGCUUCUGAGUCGUGUACAUCUCUAUCAAGGUGACAUCACUGAAAUCGAGGUGGAUGCGAUCGUCAACGCUGCCAAAUCGACAUUGCAGGGCGGCAGCGGAGUGGAUGGGGCGAUCCAUAUGGCUGCUGGCCCAGCACUCGCCAAAUCAUGCAGAGAAUUGUAUCCUGGACGUCACCCCUGCCCAACUGGUGACGCUAAAAUUACUCCGGGUUUCCAGCUCCCAUCGAAACACGUUAUCCAUACUGUAGGACCAAGAUGGAGUGUUUCUUCAGACACAGAGACAAUGGCUAGUCAGCUUGCGUCUUGCUAUAGAAAGAGUCUUCAGUUAGCGGUAGACAACAACUGCAAGAGCAUCGCCUUUCCCCUGAUUUCAACUGGCGUCUAUGGAUACCCCAUCGGCGAGGCAGCUCGCGUUGCUCUCAAGGAGACACGAAUUUUCUUGGAAGGAAAUAACCAGUUGGACCACGUAGUAUUUGUCAUUUUCACCGGGAGGGAUGACGAUCAAAAGAUAUACGAAAAAUUCAUUCCAUAUUAUUUCCCUCUUGGACCAGAAGAUAUUACGGAAAGCGUCGAACUUCUGUCGAGCGUGAAAGGUCCCGUAGAUGAAUAAUUUCUGCGUUGCAUUGUUUCACUUCACAGCAUUUUACUUCCAGAACCAAAUCAAAAUAGUUACCGAGCAAUUACUUACAUCCAUUCUGAUACACAAAGUUGAUAGGCUCUCUAAGACUGUCUGACAGAUGAUAGGAGGAUGAAACAACUGAUGUCAAA
Messenger RNA from Suillus fuscotomentosus, 910 nucleotides. RefSeq lists its product as uncharacterized. The transcript has 9 exons. NCBI's taxonomy places the organism in Eukaryota, Fungi, Basidiomycota, Agaricomycetes, Boletales, Suillaceae. The record is from RefSeq and is a predicted model, not a curated record. The coding region runs from base 39 to 752 and encodes 237 amino acids.